Messenger RNA from Sardina pilchardus (European sardine), 5101 nucleotides. RefSeq names its product inturned planar cell polarity protein (gene intu). The transcript is spliced from 16 exons. Gene Ontology annotation, cellular component: cytoplasm; cilium. The coding region runs from base 64 to 2943 and encodes 959 amino acids. Gene Ontology annotation, molecular function: protein binding. NCBI's taxonomy places the organism in Eukaryota, Metazoa, Chordata, Actinopteri, Clupeiformes, Clupeidae. The record is from RefSeq and is a predicted model, not a curated record. Gene Ontology annotation, biological process: establishment of planar polarity; vesicle-mediated transport; nervous system development.
UUUGUUAUUUUUAUCGUAGUAAUUCUGCCGUGAAUAGUAACCUGUGCAUAUGGGUUUAGAGUAAUGGAAUGUGAACGGCUGGUUGAACCUGACAAUAUAUCUUCCUCGGGCGCACCAUUUCGCAGAGAAGCCGACGAAGAUGUCGGAGACUCUGGAAGCGAUACCAACUCCACCGCGUCGAGUGAUUACUCUGACGAGCUUGAGCCCGAAUGGCUGGAUGAGGUGCAGCGAAACGGCGAACUCUUCUACCUGGAGCUGAGCGAGGGAGAGGAGGAGGAGGCCAGGGCCCGUGCCUCGGCAGCCAAUCACGUGCGCUUCAGCGAGCAGGAGGCCGAGAUCAUCACCGAGGAAGGACGGCACCGGGGCGGUGGAGUUGGCGGCGGCGGUGAUGGGCGUGUGGGGUCAAAGGUCACUCCUCGACUCAAAAGACUUGCAGGGCUACUGCGCCGAAAGAGUAGCCGAAAAGCACGGAGUAUCCGGGGUGAAGGGAGUCCAUCUCGCCCCCCUCCCUCCAUCCUGAAGAACCAAGCGGUGGGGGCCAGGCAUACCGGUCAGCAGCAGCAGCAGCAGCAGAUCCUGAAGGAUGUGUGCGUCUACCUCAACCCCAAACGGCUAGCCGGCGCUCCUCACCUCCUGCCGGAGAGCGGCGGUCUCCUGGAGGCCCUGCUGGGAGUGGUGCAUCGCGGCGGGCGUGGCACGGGGGCACAGAGGCUCGCGGUCCACGGACUGGUGCCCAACAGCCCUGCCAGCAGGAGCGGCCACAUACUCAUUGGAGAUGUCAUUUUGGCCGUCGAUGAUGUGGAGGUGACGUCGGAGAACAUUGAGAGGAUUCUGUCCUGCAUACCUGGUCCCACUCAGGUGAGGCUGACUCUGGAGACGACGGCCCCGGGCGGCGGCGGUGGUGGCGGCUGCCCGUUUGUGGAGGACGAGGGGGUCCGAGGUCGUGGCUCGACGGCGACGGCGGCGGCGGCGGUCUCCCAGCUGGUGCGUCUGCUCUGGGGAGAGGACACGGUCGAGCUGCAGAUGGCCAUCUCCCACAUCCCCCACGCCAUCAUGUACCUGUCGCUGCGCCUGGACGCCGAGCCCACGCACGAGGAGCAGGAGAUCCUGUACCAGUACCCUGUGUCUGAGGCGUCCGCUCAGCUGAAGGGCGUGAGGGGCAUCUUCCUCACUCUGUGUGACAUGCUGGAGAAUGUCACCGGGGGACAGAUCAUCAGCUCCUCUCUCCUCCUGAAGAGGCAGCUGGUCCAUGUGGGCUACUGGAAGGAGGGAGACAACCUGCUGGUCAUCGGCUUACCUGCGGACAGAGUGCCGCUGAUCUACCUGCAGUCAGUGGUGGAGGGAGUGGUGCGUACACUCAGGGUCAUGUACGGAUCUCUGGACAGUGCGUUCUGUGAGGAGGACAACUCUCCACGGCUGGACCACUUCUUCUGCCUCUUCUUCCAGCAGCUCAUCCAGCCGUCCCGUUUGAUUGACAGCCCCGCCACCCCUGACGUCUCGGGGACCCUCUUCCUGGACGGCCUGCCUGCCGUGCGCUGGCUCACUCUUCCCCCAGAGAUCAAGGUGGAGGUAGACACAGUGCUGUCAGACUUUGAGGCAGCUGAUUUUGGAGACAUGUCGGAGGACUUCUAUGGCAUGAGACGUCUCUAUGUCACCCUGGGCUCCUGUCUGUUCUACAAGGGCUACCUGAUAGCGAACCACCUGCCGAAGGAGGACCUGCGCGACGUGUGCCUCUACUGCCAGCACUACAGCCUGCUGCCGCUGGCCAGCGAGCAGCGCGUGGGCCAGCUGGUCAUCUGGAGGGAGGUGUUCCCCCAGCGCCGCGCCAUGAGCUCCCCGCCGCUGGGCUACGCCGAGCCCCUCGGACGAUACUUCCUGCUCAUCGUGGGCCUGAGGCACCUGAUGCAGUGUGUGCUGCUGGAGGCGGGCGGUUGUGCAUCGCCCGUAGAGGGCGCUGUGGGGCCGGACUGUGUGUACGUGGACCAGGUCAAGGCCACGCUGCUGCAGCUGGAGGGCCUGGAGGCCGGCAUGGAGGAGCGUCUCAACGCCCCGCCCGCCCCCUGCCUCUCCUGCGCCGAUUGGUUCCUGCCCUCGGGGGCGGGGUUGGCGGGAGGGCAGGGUCAAGGUCAGACCGCCAGGGACCGCCUCCCGUCCAUCAGCCGAUUGGCCAACGCCCUGAGGCCCCUCCCCCCGCGCGCCCGCAGGCCGAGCCCCCAGCGGAGCCUGUCGGACAGCGGCAGCGAGGGUGGGCACGGGGACGUGGGCGGCGCCGUGAUGCCUCCCAGCCCCGGGUCCACGCCGGACUCGGCCCGCAAGACGCCGCCGGCCACCUCCUCGUCCGCGUUCGUCCGGCGGGACUCGCUUGGCUCGGGCGGAUCAGAUGGGAGCGGGGGCAGUGGGAGCCUCUUCAGGAUCCCCAAGCUGAAGCACCCAAACCCCUUCUACCUGGGUUCCCUGAGGAAGAGCCUGACUGAGAGAGAGACGGAGGAGAUGAACAGCACGCUGAAGCUGACGUCGGGUCUGGAGAACACCCUGUUCCAUUACGUGCUGAUGGAGAGUGUGCAGGGCGUGUUCAUCGCCCCGACGCACCGCGACAUGGCCCAGCUCAGCGGCACCAUCCACCCGCAGCUCAUACGCAACUUCCACCACUGCUGCAUGUCCAUCAGAGCAGCCUUCCAGCAAAGCCUGCCGCCCAGGGAGAGGCGGGAUGUGUCGCGGCAGCAUGGUGGUUUGGGCCCAGUGAAGGAGCAUGGGGUUCUGUUCCAGUGUAAACCUGAAAACUGGACCGACCAAAAGAAACCAGCACCCACCAUGACAUACUGGGUCAUUGGGCGAAUGCUUCUUGAACCCAUCCCUCAGGAGUUCUAUGUGUGUUUCCACGACUCUGUACCGGAGGUUCCCGUGGAGAUGGCCUUCAGACUAUCUUUUGGCCUUGCCUUAUGAUACUUCCUCCCACACACACACACACACACACACACACACACACACACACACACACACACACACACACACAAUUUCCCUCAUGGAUGGCCUUGCGAGUCUAAGGCCUGAUUGGACAGCAAUAGCACGUCAGAUCCGACUACCAGAAAACCAAUGCCUCACAUAGCCACCACACAAUCUCUGAGCAGGGCCGACGCUUUGAAUACAGAGCCAUGGACUUCAGUCAACCUCUACGUGUGAUGCAGGACAUCCCCAGACAUGCUAACAUCAUCUCUAGCUAAUGGUUUUAUGCCCUGGGUCAGAGUAUGGUUUUGGACAUUGUGUUCAACCAUUAAUUAGUUCUCAGGGUCCACUCUUGUCCUGUCCACACUGCCAAUGAUGACUAUUAUGGUAUAAAAACUACAGUUCUAAGUAUCCCUCUUAUUAGAACAGUAGCACAAUGGCAUGAACAACUAUAACUAUAUUGUUGGGCGUUUUUGCGAACGAUAGAAAUGUUGAGAGCCAACAUACACGAUCCAUCCGUGGAUUAUCAUAUUUAGUUAACAUUAACAGUGUGGACGGACCUUUGAGUAAGCAGAAAAAGCAUGCAUUCCAUUGAUGCUAAGGCCUUGAGAAUAAGGGUGGGAAUCACAGAAUAACUCAAUACUGUUACGAUUCUUUGCCCGCGAUUGCGAUCACAAUUCAGCAAUUCUGCAAUACUAAAAUAUAUUGCAAACGGUUAAUCUGUGAUGCAUCAUGACAUCUGUGUUCAAUUAAGAAGACGAAAAAGUGAAAAGCUGGAAUUUUGUAUAGGCACACUUGGUUGUUUUUGCCACCACAUAAGGAAGAAGUAGACUCUUGACCCAUGGUGAUCAGGUUCAUUGAAGUCUUAUGUUAGGUUAAGACACAGGGUGCCUCUCAUUCGUCUUCUAUAUAUCCUCCCUUCCUUCCUCGGUCCUCGUUCCCACUGAUCUACAUAAAGAAUGAUGGGGCGGCAACUAUGGGAUAGUCUAUCCAGUGCUAGUUAUAGAUCAGUGGGAACGAGUCUGGAGGACUGAGCAACGUGGAUCGAGGAGGGAUGUUGAGAGAGGCCAUAGUUGUAUGGAGGAGUUGUGGCAUCUGUACCAUACCAAAUGGUACCAAGUGCCCAUGGGGUCCUCUCCCGAUCCCACCCUACCCCUCUCUCCCACUCAUUCCUGGCCCUCUUCACUGUCCGGUCUGACUAAGGCCAAAAUAACAAAGAAAUACGCUUUAAAAAGACAUAAGUUGAUGUGAUUGCGUUUGUCCAGGAUGCCUGUCCAGAAGGAGUGAGAUAACACUAUGAAAUAAUCAUUUUAAAAUAAAGGAAUCCAGGGUCUGGAAAUCUUUCUGCUAAUCCUGCUGGUUAUGUUUACAUUUGUCAAUGCACGCUUCCUGGCAUUGCAAUCAGGGCAUCUUAUUGUUACUGUUUUGUUAGCAGGUAACUGUUUUCUGUCAUAUUCUAGGUCAGUGGAGUUUUUGUGGUACCAAUAGGACCGUGUAGCUAGACUAUUCAUACCGAAUUUUCAUGGGAAAAGCAAGUGUUCAGAGAGGUUGAAAAACCACUAAACCCUUUUUCUGCUACUAUGCAGGAAAUGGCUGCUACACGUCAUUUUGGAUCAUGUGGGUUGACUCUCCCCCCUCCUCCCCUGGAAUUGUGUUCCUUUGUUGUGGAUGUAAGAUUCUUUUCAGUAUGUGUGUGAGUCUGAAACAGAAAAAAAAUGUCAUAAAUAUAGCCUGUGUGUAGUGUACCAGUACAAAAGCUUAUUGUGAACUCAGCACAUUUUUCAUGGGAUUAUAGCCAAGUGCUGACACAUGUAGCCUGUGAGGUUCAACAGUAUGUUGAUCCCCUUUUCACACUCAAAAACAUUCGACUGCACACCAAAAUUCCAUUCAAUCAAGGAUGCGGAAAUAUACCCUGUCAUUAUACCAACUGCUUUGCCAUUGGGCGUUUUUUUUUGGUACAGUUUAAUCCAUGCCUCAACAGGACAGAGACUGGUGGCCAGUGAGAAACUGGCAUUUCAGUUGCCUUGCGUGGAGUAGAACUCCCAAUUGUAUGUUUCAAAGGGACUUAAGAGAUUUUUUUUUAUACUGUAUUUAAGAUGAAUAUUUUUUAUGAACUGUCAGAAAUUUGGAAAUUAAAAAAAAAAGAAAAAUGUUCUAA